AUGAAUUUCUCAGCAUCACGCUGCCUCAUCCUUCUGUUACUCUUGAACUUUGUUGAUUCUGGACAGAUUUUGAGGAGGAUCAAGAGGCGUGUGCGUGAUAUCCAAAUCCAGAAAAACAAGCAGCUUCUCCUGACGCUCACAGUCAGCGGUCAUCAGCCUCUCCAACAUGUAAAAGAGGGCCGGAUUCUCCAGCCACUGGACCAUUUCAACCGACAAAAUGUCAACACCUUCCCUCAGAGGUUCCUUGUGAAUGAGGCGUACUGGCGGGAUCCUGACGGUCCAGUGUUUCUCUUCAUUGGAGGAGAAGGGCCCCUCUUUGAGUAUGAUGUUCUGGCAGGUCACCAUAGCGACAUGGCUGAAGAGCACGGUGCUCUGCUACUGGCUCUGGAGCAUCGUUUCUAUGGUGACAGCAUUAACCCCGAUGGCCUCAAAACGAAGAACCUGGCAGACCUAAGCAGCCAGCAGGCGCUUGCUGACCUGGCUGCAUUCCACCAGUACAUCAGCCACAGCUUCAAUCUGAGCCACAGGAACACCUGGAUCAGCUUUGGAGGCUCAUACUCGGGAGCUCUCUCUGCCUGGUUCAGAGGAAAGUUUCCCAGUCUGGUGUAUGGAGCUGUGGCUUCCUCUGCUCCGGUCAAGGCCCAGCUGGACUUUUCUGCUUACAACAAUGUGGUUGGCUUGAGCCUGAUGAAUGAGGCAGUUGGUGGCUCAGAGAAGUGUCUGGCUAAAGUGCGUGAAGCGUUUGCUGCUGUGGAAGCAACACUGAUAGGUGGAAAUACCAGCCAGGUGGCCUUGGACUUCGGAUGCUGUCAAAUCCCCAAGGAGCCUCAUGAUCAGGUUGAACUGAUGCAAAACUUGGCCGACAUUGUCAUGGGAACAGUGCAGUACAAUGAAGAGGGGGUGCUCAUGUCGAUUAAUGAGCUCUGUGGCAUAAUGACCAAUACCAGCGAGGAAUAUCAGGAUGGUCUAGAAGCUUACAACCGCCUUGUUAAACUUUCAGAGAUUUACCGAUCCACUAGCGAGGAGCCGUGUUUGGACAUCUCCUUUGAAAAAUCAAUGAAUGACCUGAUGGACACAACAGUCCACACCGGCACGAGAGCAGAGAGACAGUGGACAUACCAGACCUGCACUGAGUUUGGCUUCUACCAGACUUGUGAGGAUGCCACUUGUCCUUUCUCUGGGAUGUUGACCCUUCAGGCUCAGACUAAGCUCUGUGCCACGCUGUUUGGUAUUUCCCAGCAUUCCCUGCCCGCUCGCAUCGCCUUCACAAACACUUAUUAUGGAGGAGACAACCCACACACACACAGGAUCCUUUAUGUUAAUGGGGGAAUCGACCCAUGGAAGGAGCUGUCGGUGGUGCAACACAGGACUGAGGAGGGAGAGGAGGCCCAGACAGUUUUCAUUAAGGACACUGCUCACUGUGCUGACAUGUCGAGUAGAAGAGUCACAGACCGCAGCUCGCUCAGGAAAGCGAGACAGGAGAUUGAAAAACAUGUCACUGACUGGCUGAAGACUGCUGCCCAGGAGAGGAGGGAGAAAGGAACGUCCUGAUCAGUUCACAUUAUAACCUGAUCAGCCUCGUCUGAAACUGAUAAGAAAUAGUUAAUAAUCUGGCCCGCCUGCCCUCCACCUCCUUUUCUUGCUCAUCAUCUCCAUUUCCUCCCUCCUAAUCUCCGCCCCUUUGCUCUCCAUCUAUGACAAUCUCACAGCACAGAGGCUGGUCUGUGUAUUAAUGGGCUUUAUGUUUUUGUGUGUGCUUUUAGAGAUGCUCCUUUUGUGUCUUUAUUUUGACCUUUGUGCUAAAUUUUACUGGUCCAUUUCUGAGGUUUGCAUCAAUUGAGUUUUUAAGAGCUUAUGCUUAUAACAGCUUGAUGGCCAUUUCUUACCUAUUGCUUUUCUAAUUUUCCUAUUUGUGCCCAGUAAAAUGAAAUGCAAUGUUUGUUUGUUUUUUUAAAGCUAUGGUUUGUUUUUCCAGUAUUUCCAGUUUUCGGUUGUCAUAACCAUGAAGUGUCACUAGGGUGUGACAUUGCUACAUUAUGGGAAACCUAUUUCUUGAGGUGCUGCAUAUCAAAGUCCUGAGUAGCUGAUCUGUUGUUUUUGAUGAAAUGCAGUAAACGUGCUAAUCUGAAA
This is a messenger RNA of Archocentrus centrarchus (flier cichlid), 2130 nucleotides long. It is a transcript of the gene prss16, whose product is annotated as serine protease 16. The transcript is spliced from 13 exons. Gene Ontology annotation, cellular component: lysosome; endosome. Lineage: Eukaryota; Metazoa; Chordata; Actinopteri; Cichliformes; Cichlidae. Gene Ontology annotation, molecular function: serine-type exopeptidase activity; dipeptidyl-peptidase activity. Bases 1 to 1551 code for a protein of 516 amino acids. The record is from RefSeq and is a predicted model, not a curated record. Gene Ontology annotation, biological process: proteolysis.